AGUUUUGUUCGAUUUCAUUUCACAAUAUUUAAGAACUCUUCAUAAACUCAUCUUGAUUUUGAAGUUCAGCUGAAUAAAAAUUAGGAAACCUAAAUUUCCCUGUUAAUGUCACACAUUUGACCUAUAGGUCGAACUCGAUGCAAGCAAACUCACAAUCCGCGCGCCCUUUGUUGUUAUUUCCCGGCAUCAAACAAGCAGAUCUCGCAGACGAUAUUUUUUCACAUUUAUUCUAUAAUUCUGAACUUCAGAUACCGGCAAUGGAUCCGGUCGGUUCGAAAGAUUUGGCAUUUCGUAAAAUCUGCACAGAGCGCUUCAUCUUGUCGAUAUGCUACAGCCUGCUGCAACAGUAUUUGCUGGUGACGAUCUUUCUAUUGUUUAUCAACUUCAGCAUUCUGCAUCCGAUAAGCUGGAUCAUCGGAACAGUGCGCCUGCUUGUGUCUUUCUAUCCGUGGAUUGCUUCGGUUCCGUUGGCUGCCGCCGUGACGGUGCACGGGAUAGUGCUGGCGAAAUCGUGCCUGUUAGAAUCACGGUACCAUUCAACAUAUUUUCUUAAAUUGUACCGUAACUUCAUACAGCGGUCGGUACUUUUACUUACAAAUGGUACCAUUGGUUGCUUGACCGCUUGGUUGUAUACACGAUUCCUACGAGACGAGUAUCGGUUACUGUUCCUGACCAGCGAGCAAGAUGAAACUGUGGUUCUCAACGACCGUUUCGUGUAUCUGCUAAUGAGUGGAGUAUUCGGUGGAAGUUAUUACUUCGUUAAGGAGCAUCCAAAUCCGGGAGCAGCAGAUUUUCCGAUUAUCCUUCUACCGAAAGUGGCUCAGUAUGGGAACAAUUUAAGCAGUGUGUUUACGAAAUCGAUGAAGAAAUCAGUUAUAGGCAUGUUCAUCUACAUGAGCUUCUACUACACAUUUUCGUAUCUAUUUAGACAAAAGUUAGCUUCUCUUCUCGGAGGGGUUAGACUUCAGGGUGACUCUACCCUGUACAGUUUCUGUAAUGUCGUGAUGGAUAUUCGCCUGUUACUCUACACCUGGCUGUUUUCUGCCCUGAUUUUAAGCAACAUACAUCUGAUGCACGUGUUGUUCCGCAUUUUUCUAACCGAACCCCAACACUUCAGCCUAGAGACAAGCAUUUUCCAAGCGAAUGAUGAACCUCUGCUCGCGGACGCAUUGGCCUAUAAGCAAAUUCCAAUUGUGCAGCAACUGGCAGCAGAGGAUCUGUGCGCUAUAGCCGAAGCACAGGACAACCUGAGACGGAAACAAUUGUUCGCAUUAACAGUGCCCGGAGGACAUCCCAACAAUUGGCGAAAGGUGUACGAAGUAUGCAUGAAGCUGAUAGGAGAUUUUACACAGGAGCUGGAUCUCUCGAUUGAAGGGAUCGAACCGAAACCCGCACCACCAAUGGUUUUAAUGGGAGGAGUUCUGCGACCAACGGCAUCAAUGGACAAAGAACGCUUUAUGAAGAAGCAGUAUAACCAAAACUUCGGCAUUCGUAGCUUAUCGACGCCAACGUUGGCCGGCACAAACGGGAAUUCCGAACAUCAUGCAAAAUUUCACGGCAAGGCAGUGGAACAUGUCAUCUCAUUAGCCAUGAUGUUGAAGCGUGUACCUGGCUACGAUUUCCUGUUCGUUGAAUCUAAAUCGUCGAAAAGCUAUUAUUUGCUGUCGAUUCAAUCACAAUUGAUAGUAAAAGUGACGCAAAGUUUGGUAGCCAUCGCCAGUCGCUCUCUUGCCGAAGACACUUACGGCGUCUUGCAAAACGAUUUACCAUGCAUCGUCCAUACGUUGCUGGAACUGAAAAAAGUAGUCGAUAAAAUCGGUUCCAUCAAUUUGGACGUAAAGAGAGUCGAUCGUAACUAUAUCGCUCUGAAAGGCGCCGUAAAGAAAAGUCUGUACAGAUUUACCACAGCUUUCGGGCCAUACAUUAAGCAUCUUGUAAUCGAACCAGACGAUAUAAAGGCGCUACAGGCUUUCGUAAACUUCCGUGAAGUUUAACUGAGUUCUGGUAGUGAACUAUAGUUUUGUCAAAUACAUUCGACAUCAUGAAAUGAAUCAUUUGUAAGGAAAACUAAAUUGAAUUCUAACAGCUAGUUAUGAAGACUUUGGAAAAAAAAUCUUUAUGAACAGGUAGACCUCAGGACGAGAUAAGGUAUAUAGCAAUGUUAGAUCAAUGGUCACUUUUAAGUUCACCGUCGAAAUAUUGAAUGAUUCGAAUAAUCAUGAAAUAACAUCGAAGUCCAGUUCUGGAAAAAUGUAAACAAACAACUAUACUUCAACUAGAAUUUCAUACAUGAAUGUCUGUUAACGGUUAAAAACAUAAUACGACAGUGAAUAAGUUAUGAUAAAGGAAAAUAUGCGACAGGAAAUCAGUAUCGCUACAAAUUCGAUAAGAGCUGGAAAUUUAGGAAAUCGAUUGGGAAAAUAAAUAUUUUUCUUAAUUCUAAAAUUA
Messenger RNA from Anopheles funestus (African malaria mosquito), 2448 nucleotides. It is a transcript of the gene Ndc1, whose product is annotated as nucleoporin Ndc1. Gene Ontology annotation, molecular function: protein-macromolecule adaptor activity. NCBI's taxonomy places the organism in Eukaryota, Metazoa, Arthropoda, Insecta, Diptera, Culicidae. The record is from RefSeq and is a predicted model, not a curated record. Bases 138 to 1994 code for a protein of 618 amino acids. Gene Ontology annotation, biological process: nuclear pore organization. Gene Ontology annotation, cellular component: nuclear pore transmembrane ring. The transcript is spliced from 2 exons.